AGAACUCGAUCUUUCAUUUGAAUCGAUCAAACCGAGAAAUGGCUCUGUUUUCCACGGACGAUCCCGACUUGCAACUCGCUAUUCAAGAGAACAGAUCCACAAUACAAAGGCAAUAAAGAAACAUUCUCCGUCUCAUUUCCAAAUUCUGUCUAAUAUUCAUUUAAUUACCAGGUACGAAGAGAGAGUCGCGAGAAUACAGUCUAUUUUACGCGACAGACAAAAUUCUUUGGAUUCUAAUUCACACUAUAAUGAAUCAACAACUACCACUACAAUUAAUAAUGAUUUAUUGCCGACAUCGAGUUCAAUGCCAUUUCCGUUCACAGAUAAUGAUGUAAGGGAUAAUUUACUAGAAGUCGACUGUGACAAUGGAACUACAAUGUCAUCAACAGCAACGUCAAUUCCUUCUACUAUUGCCACUAUUGAUACUUCGUCGAGUCGACAAGCAAUACUGGAUCUAAGGGAAUCAGAGGGAAAUUCGGUUCAUCCCGUGAAUAACAUACCAGGAAAUUCAGCUCAUUCUGUGAAUAACAACAUAUCGGGAAAUUCGAUUCAAAUCAAUGGUAUCACCAAUUCAAAUUCUUCUUAUCCUUUUACCAGGACAAAUGGUACUUUAGAUUCUUUACAAAGAUCAACUUCUUUUACUG
This is a messenger RNA of Ambispora gerdemannii, 644 nucleotides long. Lineage: Eukaryota; Fungi; Glomeromycota; Glomeromycetes; Archaeosporales; Ambisporaceae. The record is from the annotation of a GenBank genome assembly.